This is a messenger RNA of Colletotrichum phormii, 410 nucleotides long. RefSeq lists its product as uncharacterized. The transcript has a single exon. The coding region runs from base 183 to 347 and encodes 54 amino acids. NCBI's taxonomy places the organism in Eukaryota, Fungi, Ascomycota, Sordariomycetes, Glomerellales, Glomerellaceae. The record is from RefSeq and is a predicted model, not a curated record.
CACGGUAGCAAAACGGGAAACACCGUAAAAAUAUGGCUAAAAGGCCCAGGCUCCAGCCUUUUGGCUAACGGAAGUUUCCUCUUGGCGCCGCCGACUGCGCCUCGCAAUGAUCCCACAAAACGUCAACUGCGAACCCGAAGCGGGAGGAGAUGAUGGACGGCGCCGACUGCCUCUAGCCUUUCAUGCCUCUACGAUCUAUCUACUACCUAUCUAUCCGCGGUCUCGCGAAUACUAAUCUACUCAUCUAUCUAACCUCAGCUCACGGCACGGCAUUCUAUCAUCUGAAGGCUGUGCCCGUACUGCGUGAGAGGUGGUCGGCCGAGAAAACAAAUCUCGUUGGAAAUUGACGCUCUUGACAAAGCGUCAUGUCGCAGCAAACUCCAAAACUUACCUGUUGGGGUGCUCCGGGC